Messenger RNA from Astrephomene gubernaculifera, 5999 nucleotides. The record is from the annotation of a GenBank genome assembly. Lineage: Eukaryota; Viridiplantae; Chlorophyta; Chlorophyceae; Chlamydomonadales; Astrephomenaceae.
GGGAGAAAUGCACUGCAUAGGAUGAAAACUAUGACGACGAUGCCGUCCUUUGCUCCUCAUCGAGUUGGGGUUGGGUUGCUUGAGCGAUUGGAGCCCAUCCUCGGGAAGGAAAAUGGACUUGUUUCAGCGGAGAGCCCGUUGGAUCCGAUGACGAGUUCUACUUCUAGCACGGGCUCUGAACUAGAGCUAGUUGAACUUCGCUGCGGACCGCCCACCGUGUCGAGCGUUGAGUGCCCUGCAGCGACUUUUUCCUGGGCACCUCUUAGCAAUGUUCCAGAGGGACUCAAUCCGACAUACAUGCUCGAAAUACAACAACUUGAAAACGCGGAAAGCAGCCCGGGUAGCACGUGGCUUUCUGUCUACAGGGGUAACAAGCUGACCUGCAAGGUUUCAGAGCUUAAAUCAGGAAGGUCUUACGCUGCACGGCUCCUUGCAAGCGUGGAGAGUGGCUCCCUUGCGGAUGAGACCUCUCACGUCGCGGGCGUGGAGGUUCGCGUGCUGCACGCCGACCAUAUUGUAUUUGCCACUCCGUCGGCGGUGCCAUCCGGUAUGCAACCGCCAUCUCUCGUACAACGGGCGCGCAACGCGCUGAAGCUUAAAUGGACGGUCCCGGAGGACCCUGGAGGGGUUUUCGACCUCACCUAUGUCCUGCAAGUUAGCCCUGCGCCCCAGGGGCUAGAGGGCAGCCGGACCUACAUGGGCUUCGUGGAGGUGUACCGUGGGCCGGAGCGCAGCUUCAAAGUGGUGAAGCUGCAGCCGGGAGUGCGCUACACCAGCCGCGUGCAGGCCAUCAAUCCUGUCGGGGAGGGGCCAUUCAGCCUGUGCAGCGCCUACACGACGCAGGCGACGGUGCCUACACAACCGCAGCCGCCCACUGUACAGUCAGCAACGGCGAGCACGUUGACGCUCAGGUGGACCCCGCCAGCGGACAACGGCUCACCCGUCACGGGAUACAGCCUGGAGCGGGACGACGGCGCGGGGGGCGACUUUGCGCUGGUGUAUGGGGGGCCUAACACGACGUUCACCCUGAAGGGGCUCAGGCCCGGGACGGGAUACCGGUUCCGGCUUCGAGCCGAUAACGACGAGGGUAGAAGCAUAUGGAGCGCGACGACGACGCUCUUGACUGGCGCGGCGCCCCCGAGCAGCCCCGAAGCGAUGCAGGUGACGUCAGCUGGGCGAACAUCGGCUAGACUGGUGUGGCGCGCUCCGGAGGAGGACGGCGGCAGCAACGUGUUGGCGUUCGAGGUGGAGCUUCAGGCCAUCUCCCGCGCCGCCACGGCCUGCAUGGGCACCGACUGGCUCAAAGUCUUUGACAACGAGGUGCCGGGCUGCACCAUCGAGUCGCUCUGCCCCGGAUGCGCCUACCAGGUCCGCGUCCGCGCGAAGAACGCGGCUGGAUGUGGGUCAUGGACGCUGCCCCUGCAGUUCACAACCGCGGCGCAUGUGCCGGAGGCGCCGCAGACGCUGCAUGCAGCCCGCUGCUCGCCCUCCUCCAUCUACGUCUUGUGGGCUCCACCCCGCCACGACGGUGGCUCCAAGGUCUUGCAGUACCGUCUAGAGAUGGCGCCCGCCGGGUGCCACUGCGGCAUGUGCCCUCAGGCGCUGGCGGCGGCACCGGCGGCCAUGCUUCCGUACGGACCCCCGGGCGUGGGUUUCGCCGUACCGCCGCCACCUCCACCCCCACCGCCGCCGCUAGCAGCCCAGCAUGGAUCGGCGAUGCUGCGGCCCACGCUGUGCCCCGCAGUUACUCCUGUCACCGUGUAUACCAGUGAGACGGUGGGGUGGGAGCAGCAGGGCUUGCAGCCUGGAUGCCGGUACAUCUUCCGGGUCCAAGCGCUGAACGCGCAAGGAGCGAGCCCAUGGACGGAAUGGAUGGCUAGCGCAACAACGGCCGACGUUCCGCUGACGCCUGCGCCCCCGGCGGUCAGCUGCGUAACAGCAGCUGACCUAGUCCUCAGCUGGCAAGUGCCGCCGGGACAGGGGGCACCCGUCACGCAGUACUCUGUGGAGGUUGCGACGCUGCCGCAGGCUCCCGCAGCGCUCUUGCAGCUGCCAGGCCGCACCGGCAUCGUCACCGACCCAUGGGUCGCGACCCUCGGCUUCAAGCUGUCCUACCGUGGCCCGGAGACCGGCUGUCAGGUUCGCGGCUUGGAGCCAUUCACCGCUUACGCCUUCCGGUUGUGCGCUCAUAACGACGUGGGACCGAGUCAGUGGAGCGUGUGUGUGGCGGCGGUUACAGGACACGCGCCGCCCACGUGUCCCAAAUCCCUGGCGGCGCAGCCCUCCUCCAGCUCCUUGGUAGCGCUCAGCUGGGCACCUCCCGAGCGGGACUUUGGUGAGCCGGUUGUGUCGUACACCGUGGACAUGGCUGCAGCAGGUCGCAGCGGCCACGGCGGGGGCAAGAACGCAGGGAACGGCAGCAGCGCAUCCUCAUGGAGCCAUGUGUACACCGGACCAGGCAGCGCCUGCCAAGCGGGAGGUCUGGCGCCUGGCCGCACCUACCAGUUCCGUGUCCGAGCUUGCAACGCUUGCGGCUGGAGCCCUUACUCGCCAGUCGUGACGGCAACCACACUGCCGGCGCCGCCGUCAGCGCCUGGGAAGCCGGCAGCCUCUGGUCGCACGUCCUCGGGCUUCCGUGUGCGGUGGGAGGAGCCGGAGCACACGUACGGCGCCCACGUGACGUCGUACGUGCUGGAAGUAUCUGAGGCGGGUACGGAUGAGUGGGCGGCGAUCUACACGGGCUCGGACAUCGCAACCAAGGUUUCCAGCCUCCUGCCGGCGACGAAGUACCUCGUGCGUGUGGCAGCGGUCAACUCGGCCGGGCAGGGAGCUUACAGCGAGUGCGAGGCGGUGACCACGUUGCUGCUGCCGCCGCUGCCGCCCAGCGACUUAUCCGUCAAGGAGGCCGGCUCCGAGCUCGCGAUGCUCUCCUCAGAUGCUGCCAUGCAAGGCGCGUCUCCAGCAGCGGAUGCGGCCUCGGGUGCCUCCACCACAGCGGUACCAGCAGGCAGCCAAACCUCUGUGCUCGUCUCAUGGCAGGAGCCUGCAUCCGACGCCACGCAUGCUGCGGUCCUGGGCUAUGAGAUUGUGGCUACACCGAAGCCCGGCUCGGAAGCGGCGGCAGGACCCGGCGGCGGCGUCAUCAAGCUGAACGUGGCGGGCCGGCGCUGCGACGCUCGGCUGGAGGGAGUGGUGCCCGGCUGCUUGUACGGCAUCCGCGUACGCUCCGUGGGAGUGGAGGGCACGGGUCACAGUGGGUGGAGCGAGGAGGUGGGCGUGGCGACCCGACCGCGACCGGAUAUGGACGCGCUAUCAGUCUGCAGCAGCGGCGGGGCUGGGGUUGCUUCUGGCGGGAGCGCUACGGGUGGCAUGUCACAGCGGAGGAGCGGGACAGGGGCCAAGAGGGCUGCGAAGCAGCGUCAGCAAGCAGCUGCAGGGGCGGCAGCACCGCCGCCGCAGGCGCUCGCAACCACGGUCUCAUCCAACCCUGCCGAGGAUGGCGCGUCCGGCCCUAACGGCAGCAACAGCAGCGCCAGCCGCUCACGGGCAAGGGCGGGCGGCGCAUCCUCGCGCGUGGCUGCGGCAGCCACCGUCGUCGUUGCCAAGAAGUUGCGCAAGGCGACAGCGCUGGAGCGGCUGGCGGAUGAGACGCCGCGCUGGUUUGGCUGCGCGGUGGAGGCGGUUGCCAAGACCCUGUUUGGGCCGAACUGGCGGCGGGAGUACAUCCGGCAGCUGCGGACGUUUGGCAAGUACAUGUUCCUGCUAUGUGUCGUGGUCCUGGUAGUCCUGGUGGUUCUGUCUAAGCAGUAGUAGCACCGCGGUAGGCAUGCUUGGGGUUAGGGACGCGGAGUCCGCGCCGAGUAGGCCAACUUGUACGACGAGGUGUUUGGGGGAUGGAGGAACGGCCGGUGGUGUGUUGAUAGCGGCUAGGGCGGCCGCGGGGCAUCAUGCCUCGUUACUGGGAGCGUCCUUGAAGUCGAGGGUGGAAACCUCGGUGGAUUAGUGGAUUACAUAGGGAGUAAAGGGAGUGGGUCAUUGGAAGGUCCGGUUUUCAAAGGCUGUGGUGGCACGCAGCUACCUUGUGCGGUGGGUUGUGUGCUAAUAUGGCAUGGCUGGGAGGGUUGCAAGGUGGCCUGAAAACGCUGCAAGGCUGAUGCGACGGAGCUGUAUUACGAGUGCAGAUAUCUGUGUGCGCUUUGUUGCUUCGUCGGCCAGGCCAUUUUUUAGAACCCUUGUCGACAAUGGUAAAUUAACGUCAGGGGCCUACAUACAGGUUUGAGGCAUUCUUCUUAGGCCAGUCGCCGGCAUUUCCUCUGGGCCGGAGUUCGUUCGUCUUGGCAGUUCCUAACGGCAUCCGGGUCCAUUUCAGUUGCAGGCUGCGGCAACCCAACUGCAAGGUUGCCGUAUUGUUGUUCUUUUGUCCUUAGCCCGGGACGCGCCUAGCCACCGCCAUGAAGGAAUCCACUAGCUGCCCAUCACGGCUCGCAUUCAUACCAAGAUGCUGUUCUAAAACUUUUCACUAUAUGCAAUUCCUGCUUGCAGUCGUUGUUGCUGAAACGGUGUAUCAACGUGAGUUUGUCUUGCCGUGUGAUGAUGCCUUGUGCAGCACAGCGUCUUGUUUCUCUGCGUUUGCUGUGUUAGGAUGGCUUAGGUGCGUCUGUUAGACUUCAGCGUUUCUCAAGGCUGUACGACAACGUCAUGGAAAGUCCCGUGUCGACAAAGUCUAAAUCCAUCUGUACGCGUGAAGUGCCAUGACUAAAUUUAGGAUCCUAGGGCUGCUGCUUUCUUGCAUGAGUUGAGGAUUGCAAGAUCUGUCUCGCUGUGGCAUGUGUUGCUGGUAGUUUGUUACCAAAGCUGGAAAGUGCUGCAAAGUCCGGCACCUCCUUUUGACGCUUGUUGCUAUACAGGUGUAUCUAUGUGUGCCUUGCUGCAUGUUUGUGUGCCGCUUCGGCGGGCCUGGAAAGUACGCGGGUAUAAAUAUCACACGGGAAUGGUGUGCAAGUGUGAAAAGGCGUCAAGAAAAAAGGUGUCAUAUCUUCCUAGGUUUCGCGGGAGUUGAUUAGGCAAGAGGCAGCAAUGUCAUUUAGGGCAGGACCAUGGACGUGUUAUCCCCGGUCUGCGCAUUGCAUGCACGAUGGAACGGGUUGGAUGUCCCUAGGCGAAGCCUUUGGUACGCUGGCAUUUACGGACGAUACAGGCUGAAGCUCGCGCGUCUGGGUCGUCUACACGGUCUGUAUGACGUGUGGCUACAAUGGAGCCCAUGCACUGUGCCGCGGCGUCUCCUGCAAGAGGACACAGAUGAAAAACCAUAUUGAUGUUACCGGUAGUUACUUUGCAAAUACAGGGCUACGCCUCCCUGCAUGUGGGGUCCGUGCGCUUAGGGCCCAAGAGGUGUAGAGGUGCCAAAGGAAAAACUGCGUUUCCGGUGCGCAGUGGGGUUGUAGAGGAAGAUGUGCCGCAGAGGAGCCGCUACAGUGGUCUGCUGUGCGGUAGCCCUGAAGGGGCUGGUCUGCUGAUACAAGCUACAAGUCGCGUACACGUGGCUCGCGGCUGUGUUCUGAGGAAUGGUCGCCCGCCGCCGCGGGGUGGCGACUAGCAGGAGUGCUGUGCACUGCGUGCUCAUGAUGCGUACGGCAUGCAGAGGGGGUGACAUCUCGGGGCAAUCCGGCGCUGGUGGGGGGUCUGCGGCAAGUCGCGGGGCUCUGCGUGUCGUCUGUGCAGCCAUGCAGGGUGGUUACAAGGCAGGUGUGUGAGUGCACGACGUUCUGCAUAUCGGUACCAUGAUUGCAUGGCCUUGGCAGGCUCUCGCCAGCACAUCCGCGUAGCGACCAGUGUAGGGGUUUGUUGGGUAUCCCGGGCCGUGGAAGAGGCGGGGAGGUAUAACUGGCGCCAUUGCGCGAGGCAGGUUUGCGAGCAAGAAUUCUUGCGGCAACGAGCAAACUGUAAACCAGGACUGUACGGGCUCAGUCACUGCACUUCCCAAAACGUUACCCAGCGGG